Molecule: messenger RNA, 3266 nt
Organism: Archocentrus centrarchus (flier cichlid)
Lineage: Eukaryota; Metazoa; Chordata; Actinopteri; Cichliformes; Cichlidae
Gene: gaa
Product: alpha glucosidase
Biological process (GO): glycogen catabolic process; lysosome organization
Cellular component (GO): lysosomal membrane
Molecular function (GO): carbohydrate binding; alpha-1,4-glucosidase activity
Source: RefSeq, a predicted model, not a curated record
UUAAAAGUUAGCCUUCUGCUAGCAUGGAUGUACAUGCUACGUCUUCGCCAAGCGUAUAUUUGCUAUUAAUGGUUAACUUAUUUCAUUCUAGACAUCGUCAUUUAUGUCUCGCAACCCUGCAAGUGUGCUCAUUUUCUGCCACUGCUGAUAAUUUCGCUUGAGGGAACAGAUAACUGCUCGACAGUGGACUGGGACUGCUAGCUACAAAAAAUACUACGGACUCUAUCACUGAAUAUUUUCAUGAUACGAGCGCAGUCUAGCAUCCUUUGACUCAGCAGUACAUGAUGAGUCUGCUGUCUCGCUUCACUGUAGCCGUGCUCCCCUUAGCACUUUCUUUAUUAGCCAGUUUUUUCAUCAGCCUCUUGUCCAACGGUGAAGCCGGACAGGUUAAACGACAUGAGACCAGAGCACAUGGACGGCUUGUUUACAAUCCCGCAAAGCCACAGAACAAUUCAACGAGGGAUAUACACCCUAUAAGAUCCCAGAAAAGUAAUAUUUCCAGAGGCAGUGAAUGCACCAUGGCCCCUGAGAGUCGGUUUGACUGUGGCAGGGACAAGCUGCUCAGCCAGAGCGAGUGUGAGGAGAGGGGAUGCUGCUACGCCCCUCUGCCUGACUUUGCAGGACCACCCUGGUGCUUUUACCCCCGUGUGUACCCGGGCUAUAAAAUGGGCCCCCUCACACCUACCCCUCGGGGUCAGGCUGCUAACCUGACUCGGGCCAUCCCCUCUUAUCUCCCCAAAGAUAUUUCCACUCUGAGACUAGAUGUCAUAGAAGAGACAGCAGGCUGUUUCCACCUCACUUUAAGGGACCCAUCAUCUCAGCGGUAUGAAGUUAAUCUCCCAGGUGGCGUUCCUCAGAGCAAAGCCAAAACACAGAGUGCCCUCUACAUCACUGAAUACCAGUCUGACCCAUUUGGCUUUAUAGUGCGACGAAAAUCCAAUGGGAGGGUGAUUAUGAACACCACUGUUGCUCCUCUGCUGUUUGCUGACCAGUACCUGCAGCUGUCCACCACACUGGCCUCUUCCCUUGUGUCUGGUCUUGGGGAGCAUUACACCGCUCUCCUCUUGGACCUCAACUGGACUUCCCUGACUCUCUGGAACAGAGACAUGGCACCUCAUGCUGAUGCUAACCUCUAUGGCUCCCACCCAUUUUACAUAGUACAGGAAGAGGAUGGCUUAGCACAUGGAGCUUUCCUUCUCAAUAGCAAUGCAAUUGAGGUGAUGCUGCAGCCGACCCCUGCUCUCACCUGGGUGUCCACUGGUGGAAUCCUGGAUCUGUAUGUUUUCUUGGGUCCUGACCCUCAAAGUGUUAUACGACAGUAUCUUCAGAACAUUGGCUAUCCAAUGAUGCCUCCUUAUUGGUCUCUGGGAUUUCAUCUGUGCCGCUGGGGUUACACGACCAGUAAUACAACCCGGAAGGUUGCACAACGUAUGCACAGUGAAAACUUUCCCAUGGAUGUACAGUGGAAUGACCUGGAUUAUGCAAAUAAGCGAAGGGUGUUCACCUUUGACCCCUGGCGGUUUGGGGAUCUACCAGAGAUGGUGGAGGAGUUUCACAAGAGAGGCAUGAAGUACAUCCUUAUUCUGGACCCGGGGAUCAGCAGCACCAGCCCCCCUGGAACUUACCCACCCUUUGAUGAUGGACUUAAAAGAGAUGUUUUUAUCAAAAACGCUACAGGACACAUCCUGAUAGGGAAGGUUUGGCCUGGCCCAACAGCCUUCCCUGACUUCACCAACCCAGAGACCAGAAAGUGGUGGGAAGACAGCAUCAGAGAUUUUCACUCUAAAGUUCCUGUGGAUGGUCUGUGGAUUGAUAUGAAUGAACCAGCCAGUUUUGUGCAGGGCUCAGUGGAGGGCUGUCCUGACAGUGAUCUUGAGAACCCACCAUACACACCCAGUGUUGUUGGAGGACAGUUGAACUCAGGAACGCUUUGCAUGUCGGCUCAGCAGAAGAUAUCAGUUCACUACAACCUGCACAAUCUUUACGGACUGACAGAAGCUUAUGCAACGCACAGUGCUCUGCUGAAGGUACGGAGGAAGAGACCCUUUGUCCUGUCUCGCUCCUCUUAUCCCGGCAUCGGACGCUUCUCUGCAGUGUGGACAGGAGAUGUCAGGAGUGACUGGGAGCAGCUCAGAUUCUCCAUUCCUGCGAUCCUGCAGUUCAGCCUGUUUGGGGUCCCUCUGGUGGGAGCUGACAUAUGUGGCUUUGGAGGAAACACCACUGAGGAGUUGUGCGUUCGCUGGAUGCAGCUUGGGGCCUUCUAUCCAUUUAUGAGAAACCAUAAUGACAAGCCUAAUGCUCCUCAAGAGCCCUAUGUGUUUAGGCAGAGGGCCCAGGCAGCUAUGCGGAGUGCGCUGAACCUCCGUUACACCCUUCUCCCGUUCCUCUACACACUCUUCCAUCAUGCACACACUUCUGCUGAAACUGUGGCCAGACCUCUGUUCAUGGAGUUUCCCAGUGACCCUAACAGUCAGACCAUAGAUAAACAGUUCCUGUGGGGGAGUUCACUUCUUAUUAGUCCAGUUUUAGAGCAAGGGGCUGUAGAACUGGCUGCAUACCUGCCCCCUGGCACUUGGUACAGCCUGCACAAUGGGCAGCCUUUCUACAGUAAAGGUCAGUACCUGCUUCUGGAAGCUCCUCUGGACACCAUCAAUGUUCAUGUGAGGGAGGGACGCAUCAUUCCCCAGCAGGAGCCUGCUUUGACACCACAGCCUCGCGCACAAACCCUUUCUUCUCUGACUGUGGCGCUGUCAGCAGGUGGCUGGGCCUGGGGCGACUUGUUCUGGGAUGAUGGGGAGAGCGUUGACACUUUUGAAAUGCAAAAUUAUUGCUACGUUAUCUUCACUGCCGGACAGUCUCAGAUUGUGAGUGACCCUCUCAAGCUGAACGGGGAGCUGGACAGUCUGGUGCUGGGAGGGCUGCAGGUUUUCGGGGUGCCUUCACCGCCUCGCUACGUAUUAGCAAAUGGAGAGAAAGUCAGGGGAUUUUACAUAUCGCACUGACACUGAGGUUUGGACGGUGAACUGGUCUGGCCUUACCCAUGUCAAAAGUGUUUACAGUCCAGUGGGUUCUCUGAUGCACUGAAUUUCAUUAAAAGAUCAGCUGUAGUUUUCUGCAGUGACACAACCAUUGCAGCCAUACCAGGGAUUCAGUGUGCACCGUAACACCUGCUGCAUCUAUUCUUUUAAAUUGCCAGGAAUUUGGUUCGAGCCAUCAUGACAUACCUGGUUUGCAUUCGCUACUGCUACAAUCAAAAUAGAUUGAUA